Molecule: messenger RNA, 639 nt
Organism: Elgaria multicarinata webbii
Lineage: Eukaryota; Metazoa; Chordata; Lepidosauria; Squamata; Anguidae
Product: peroxisomal membrane protein 4-like
Exons: 4
Coding region: 1-639 (212 amino acids)
Cellular component (GO): peroxisomal membrane
Source: RefSeq, a predicted model, not a curated record
AUGGCUGCCGAGGCGACGCUCCGGACCUGGCUCGACGCCGUCAAUUCCUUGCUGCAGCAGCGCAGAUACCACGCGGCGCUGGCCCUUGUCAAGGGCUUCCGCAACGGAGUAGUUUAUGGAGCAAAAAUCCGUGCCCCCCAUGCUUUCCUGAUGGCAUUUCUCAUCGGACGUGGAAGCUUCAGGAAGAAAUUGAAAGGAAUUCUUUGGGCCACCUACAUUCAUGCUAGAAAUCUGGCAUGCUUUGUGUUUACAUACAAGGGUCUGAUGGCCCUACAGAAGCAACUUCAGGGAAAGGAGAUUCCACUUCAUUCUUUCCUCGCAGGCUGUGUUGGCGGCUACUUAUGGUUUGGGGAAAAUCACAGUAUCAACAGCCAGAUAAACAUGUACCUGUUGUCUCGUAUUCUGUUUGGCUUAUCUCGAGUGGCAGUGGAGAAGGGUUACAUCCCAAAACCAAAAUAUGAUCCUUUCCCACUUAUUGCUGCUCUGUUUUCUGGGAUUGUUUUCUGGCUCUUUGAAUAUCACCGGCACACUCUACAACCAUCACUGCGAUCAUCCAUGACCUACCUGUAUGAUGACAGCAAUGUCUGGCAUGAUGUUUCUGAUUUCCUUAUAUAUAACAAAAGACCUGUGAGUAAAUAG